AACACAGAGUUGGUCUAUUUUCAGGUCUAGAACGUCUAUGUGUUUCUACUGCUGACGGAGAUUUGCAUUUCUUUUCGAUGAAAGAUAGUGACGAUAGAAAGCAAGACGAAGCCAGCUCUUUGUCCAUGGAUCAGAGCUCGUCUCCUCAGAAACCCAAUGACAAGAUGCUAGCGACGUGUGCUACGCCGUGGCAGCUGCGCGAACUACGGCUGCUGUACGAGUUGACCCAGUUCGAGAACCUGAGCCCAUGCUAUGCGGCCACUGUGCCCGCCUGCUGGACUGAGCUCAUGCAGGCCCAGAAACAGCGCCGUCAUCCCCAGCAUCUGCAGCAUGCCGACGAAGUUCACCACACUCGGUCCUGGCGGCUGCAGCAUGACAAUUCGACCUGGGACGAGCACGUGUUGGAGAUGACCCUGCCGCAGAGCGCGUGCAUCGGCCAUGUUGACGUCAAGUUCACGCUUCACUCGCACUGCGCCACACCGCCACAAAUCGAGGUCACUCUGCUCAAGCAGAACGCCACCGCAAUCGGACGCCACAGCCGGUCUGCUGCCACCGCCUCUCCUCCUGCCCCCGACGCCACUGUCGAUUUCAACCUCAACACCGACUCCAAGAAAGGCUUGCAAGAGAACCCAGUAACGAACGAAGAGUACCUGGAGACGCACAACAUGGAGGUGCUGGCCGGGCCAAUUAACCUGGCCUCCUGCCUGGACUUGACCGAGCAGGGCGGUACCAUCACAUUCUCCAGUGUUAAGCUAUUCAGAGUGCGCAGUCGCACACUGCUCGUACACAUGAAGUCACUGGCUGAUCCUGCUGCCGGACAAGCGUCAGGCAAAAAGGCAAAAGUGGAUCCGAACUUCAGCUGGGACAUGUCAAAUAUGGCGAACUCCACUCCUGACAGCAUUGUUGAAAGACUGACUAACGCAUCUAGGAAGGUCGAAUACGUGGGCUGUGACUGGAUACACGAAGUGUCCAUUACUAUUAGAAAAGCUAAACAAACUGAAAUUCCUAAUGAGAGACUGGAACGGUACGCGAUGCUAGAAUCGAACACAUUCGUGGAGAAACUGUUGGACGUGAUCUUUGCGUCGUCGUCUAGCGAUAACGGUGACAGGGGUCGCGUGGAGCAGAGCAUCGCACUGGACAUCCUCAACUGGAUCGCGGUCAUCCGGCUGGGGCGCCUGCGCUGUUGUGAGCCCAGCUGGCAUCGGCUGCAGCUCGAGUUUGUCAAGCUCAUACAGGCCUACCAACAUGUCCUCAUUCAGACAUGCUUUGUGCAGGGCGGUCGCUCCACCGCGCAGAAGUGUGUCAAGCUGUUUACCAUCUGCAGCGACGGUGUGAAAAACCUAGAAGACAACUCCCUGAAAGACUUCAACCGCAGCCUUGUGGAGGUGUUCCUGGAGAGCCUGAACUCUAUUCUGCAGAGCUGGUCGGCCGGCGCCAUGCGCUGGUUCUUCCACUGCCUCGCCAGGAUGAUAGCCGCCGAUCCCAACUCGGCGCUCAAGGCCUCCUAUCGCUCGCUCAUGCUGCUCAGCAAAGUGGCCAGGCACCUCAAGAUCAGGCAGAAUCCUAGCUAUCUGCUGCUUCGGUCUAGGUUUGGCCUGUAUGGCACACCGCUGGAGGCGGAACUGUUCGACAUAGAGCCGCCGGUUCCGGCCAAGUUCUCGUCGAUGCCAGUGACGUAUGCCAGCUUGGUCGCCCAGGAGCUAGCAUGGGCGGGAGGAGUGGGGGUGGGUGGUAGCCUGGGUGGAGCCUCCUCCUCCUCUGCGGCCGCCAACGAGCCCAUCGAUCUCAGGGAGCUGUUGCCGAUUUUCGGAAAUGGAAACAAUCAGAGUGAAAGUGGGAAGCCGAACUUGUACCACAACCUGGCCAAACUGAAAGGCCUGACCUCGAAUCUGUACAUGAAGGGUCUGCUAGAAGUGGAGCCUUUGCACUUCACCUGCCACUCGACCAGCGACGGAACCAAACUCGAGAAAAUGGAAUCUGUUGGAAUGAGCAACCCGUGGGGCAAUCUAUACGAAGCGCAGCCGUUCCACUUGGCUGCCUCUGAAACUAAUAAGGCCAUCAACGAGUUGGACGGACCAUUGAGCUGGCAACAGCUGCUGACUGCGCCGGCGCAACAGAUGCUGGUGAUUGAGCGCAUGCACUCUGGUGCUCGCCGCUUUGUCGUGCUGGACCUGGGCUGUGUCGUGCUGCUGACCGACCUGAUCGUGCCGUCCUGUCCCGAGCUGUUAUCGUUGUCGGUCGACAUCUGGACGCGGUCGGAGGAGGUCGACGCUCAGCGGCUGGUGGUCGCCUCAGACAUCGCCAGCAAGACGCUUGUCAUGAGCGACAUUCAGCCGCCGCCUGUCUGUCGCUACAUCAAGAUAACAACAAUUGGAAGGUACGGAAUGAGCACUACUAAAUGCAAAAUACCGAUUGGAUCGUUUUUCGGUCACAUGGUCCUACUCCCCGGUGAAGAUUAUGCCGAGAAAACUUCGCUAGUCCAAAACAUGACUGAGGAAAAUACACAGAACCAAAUCCAAGUGCUAUCAGCUUUAUUCGAAGAUGUGCAAUGCCGGUAUUCGUUGGCUUGCUCGAAACUGGAAAAUCUGGUCACUCCACUGUUGAGCUCGGAAUCGCCCAAUGUGGGCCACAUGUAUAACUACCUGCACAAAGUCAAAGAAACCACCAACAACUUGGAAACUCAGAAAAUUACUACUGCUUACCAGGAAUGCAUUACAUAUCAACACCAACUGAACAUAAUCAGAAGUGUUAUGAGAAGAUUUGGAGCUAAAUCAACUCCUGUAUCGACUGAUAUCCAACAGAACUUGACUACUUCUUGCACCGAUAAACUGAGAGUACUAGGUGAAAGCCUCACCGAUUUACUACUGUACAUUGUCUACGGAGUUGGUUUCGAUCCUAGAGUGGAUUCGGCGCAUCUGCACCAAAUGGUGGACGAAUCGCAGUGCGAGAGGCUGUUCAACUGCAUCUGUGUGGGAGAGGACAUCCGAAUGCAGGUGUCAUGUUGCACUCUGCUAGUGCGCCUGUGCGGACUGCAACCCUGGUGGGGAUCUUUCCUGGUCAACACCAUCAAACAUCUCUACUCCUCCAAACAGUUCAACAUAUUCCCGCAAGAUAGAGUGUUCAUCCUGCUGAUCUACAUGGGCCGUAAGUCGCUGUGCGGCGGCGCCAACCGCAGCUCAGUGAUGGACAGCCUGCUGAAGACCAUCCUCAAUCAGCUGCAGUCGCUGGCCACAUCAGCUGAUGACCAGGAGGAGGGCGCAGUGGGAGGGGGUGAGGAGGCAGGUGCAGUGGGAGGGGGCACUGGCUUCUUCCGACUGCAGAUGGACUUGUCGCUGGUCGGGUGGCUGCUGCUGUUUCUGUCGCAGUGUCUCGACUCGCAGCCCAGCUUCUGUUCACUCGAUGAGCUGCCCGACAAGAUGAAGAACUCCAAGAAUAGUGCCCCUGCAUCGAGAUGGGACUUCCUUCAAGGCGAAAUGGCCAUGCAGAGACGAACUUACCUGACAAAUAAAUGCACAGCUUCCAGAAAUUAUCGCCGUAAACUGCAGAAGAAGCUGAUGCAUCACAAACAACAGCUCGACGACCUUGAAUCAGCUAAGAAAGCGUUUCAUGCUUCAACACAGGCUCUGUCAGCACUGUCAAGUCAGGCGGCAAAACUGUCUUGCAAGCUAGAGACGGCACUCAAACAACAGGAGCAAUACUACAAGAAGUCUGCCAAACAAGCUACAUCGCCAAGAACAAGUAAAGACCAACAAGGAUCGUUUCGUUCAAGUCGUUCGGGCGAAUCGUGCAGCGAUAGUGACGGAAAGAGGGGUUCGAAUUCGCUGAAAGACUCGGAUUGCCAGUUUCUGAUGCUGCCCAGAACUCAUUGUCUUCCAGUUGCCAGAGCUUUAAUCAAAUUUCUACUACACAUGGAUAUCACAUGUAACAUUGACCUGUUUCUACUCGUUUGCAAGGUGAUAGCGCGGGUGACAGUGUGGACGAAGCCAGGUGUGUCGCUGGGCGAGAUCAUGACCCAGGACCAGUUGGCCAGCCUGCUUCUGAUAGCCGUCUCGAACCGGUCGGUGUGGGGAGGACCCUGGGCCUCGCAUGCCAUCACCUGUCUACUGCAAGACAUCAUUCAAGGUGUGAAUAGCAAACCUUCUAGUCCAGUUGAUCAGGCCGACUCCAGAGCCGAAUCGAAGGAGUCCGACGACCCAAUGAGAAUGCCAAUGAGAGAACCUUCCAUCCUGGAUGUCAAUAUCAUGCCUGGCCCGUCAUCAUCUUCAUCGGCGAAGAAUGGUGAAAGCUACGUUCUGCCGUCUCUGUUUGAAUCAGACGAUAGUGACAUGGAGGAUCUGCUGGAAGAUAUACUAGAAAGAGGAAAAACGCUUUUCAUUAGAAAAUCCAGCUCAAGAAUGGCUGUUGGAGCUGUGUCAAGUAUUUCAACAGCUCUGGAUUCCAGACUGGAAUAUGGCUUGGAAAACAACGUUUCAGUCAAUUUGAGAAGAAUAACAGCUCAAGCCGCAUACAAUCUGCCGCUGUGCAUCAACUCUUCAAUUGCACAAAAGGGACUGCAAAAUGAUGGCUCAUCAUUGCCUGUUUGGGAUGAAAGCAUAACGGCGCCGUGGCAAUUGCCCGCUAAUUCUUCUGUUGGCUUGUCCAGCAUUGAAAUGCUAUCGACUGCUUUUGAUACACUUUUCGGACAAUUGAACCAGAGCCGAGAUGGUGACCUGGAAGCCGUUGUACAACUUUGGCUGACGUUGAGCACUGAGAACGAUUCGGGUGGCGGAGGAAGAAACUUUGACGCAUCAGUUGUCCCUCUCAUUCAACUGUCGCCCUCGGCCAUUUCCUCGCUGAUGAGUACGCUUGCUAAUCGCGGCGGCAUAUCGGUGCGCGAAUGGUGCCUGUCGUUCCAGGCGCUGACUCUGUUCUCGAACCUGCAGUGUACGUCGCCCCCCACCUCGCCCACCCCCUCCAGUGACCAGCUGGAGCAUGCGCUGUGCGGCGCUGCCAGCCUCGUUGUCAACGACGCCAACUUUGUGCCAAUGCUCGACGCAUUCCUCUCCAGUCCGCAUAUCAAAGGAUGUGCGGGCGUAUCAGUGUGCAACAGCCUUCACGAACUGCUGGUUCGCCUGGAGAUGCGCUGCGACGUGGUGUCAGGUAACAGCACGUGGGGCAAUCGCCUCAAAGAGCUGCUGCUGAACCUGGUGUACAUGCUGGUGAGCGAGGGAGGCGCCAUUGCGGCGCUGUACGGCCCACUCGACGCCCAGACCGGACUCAUUCUCCUCCUGCUGCAUCUCAACUUCCCCAACAUCAACCUCAGCACAGCUGUUGGCAUACUCCAGUCUGUCGGCGUGCUAAUCGAACGCUACGUGCUGAACGCGGAAGGCACGGGUGGCGGAGGCGGGGCCAGUGGGCGGGGCGGUCGUGGUGGGGGUGGGGCCUCGGAGGCCCCCUCCCACAGCGGCAGCCAAUCACAGCAGCAGCAGCCAAUGGGCGGGUCGUCGCUCACCUUUGUCCUGAACAACCCCUCGUGGGAGCACCUGUUGAUUGUGAUCAUCCGCCUGGUCACCAACCUGGUGCAGACGCCGCUCGAGGCGCCGCCUGGCGAGGACACGCAGACUGACGAGCACAAGGCCGCACACAGCAGUCAGGCGCCCGUCAAGGCCAAGUGUGUCGCUGAUUUCGUGGUACAACAAGAACGGACAAUGGCACAGCUGAUUGGUGGCCUGGGAGGCUGCCAGUGGUCGUCAUUCUCGAUGCUGCGUAGUGGAGGAGGCAGUGGGGGGUACUCCCCCGACUCGAGUGACCCGGUCUCCAUCGGCGACGCCCUCCUGCAGCUGCUCUCCACACUCGCCAACAAGGCCACCGAUCCUAAACUCAUCCUGAAGCCGCUAUUCACGCAUCUAUCGACAUGCGGGCUGACGAUACCUCUGCAGUGGCUGGUACUACAAGUGUUGGACUCUGACCAGGCACUUCGCGAACUGCUGGAGAUGUCAGGCAUGGACAUAAUCAGUGCCAAUCUGGUUGAGACAACAGGCAUGCUCAUCAGCUCACAGCCCAGCACUGUCUCUGUCAUCAUGCAGUAUCUCAGUCAGAUGCCGAACUGCGCCCCGCUGACCGCCUCGUCGCACCACAAGAAGGGCUGCAGCAGCAGCAGUGGGGGCGGAGGUGGGGGCAACUACGCCAACAAUAGCACUGCGGUGGCGACCGUCAACAACAACAACAACAAUGGCGGCGGCGGCAACAGCAGCGGCAGCAAUGGCGGCGCACACGUGACCUCGUCAUCGUCAUCAUCACACCUCGAGUCGCACGACUCCAUGGUCAACUUUGCGCCCCUAGGUAGCAUAAUCUGCUCGAGCAACCCGACAUCGCAGUCAGCCGACGUGUUGAUCCAGCCGGCGCCUCCUCACAGACGCGCGCGCACACCCGCCUGGUCCUACCACUUCUACUCGGAGGAGAGCUGGGUCGACCUCACCAUCACCCUGCCCUGUGCGGUGCUCCUCAAGGCGGUGCACAUUCAGCCGCACCUCUCCUCGCUCGCCAAGUCGUCGAUUGCAGCGUGCCCGAGCGGCGUCAGCGUGGAGAUCAGCCGUGACGGCGGUCGUUCGGGAUUCGUGCCGGUUGCGGCGCCCUUCAACACGAGCGGCCUCACGCACGUACGACUCACGCUGCCGCAUGCCGAGGUUGUCACCAGUGUGCUGUUGCGACUCUACAAGCCGCGUGACUCAUCCAACAUUGGACUGUCGCAGAUCAAGCUGCUCGGUGCCACCACGUUUGGAGAUAGUGAUUUGCCCGAUGCCAGACGCCCAAGCCGAUACACACAGAGCAGUCUGGGCUGGCUGCGUCUGCUGCACCACUGCCUGACAGCUUGCUCCGACCCGGCACUUCGCCGUUCCCUGCUAGAUGCCGCCUCCGGCUCCCCUGCUGCCUCUGCGUCUCCAGCCGCCUCUUCGCGCCUGCUGUCUGCCUGCUGCAGUCUACUGCUAGCCUCGAGCGGGCCGGCUGCAGUCACCGAGUCGGUGCUGCUCACUCUCGGGCUGCACAGCUCACAACUCGGGCUGCAGCUGAUCGGUGUGCUGUUGAACAAUGGCGGAAGUCUGGCCAGCGCUGUGCAGUCGGUGGUUGGGCUGCUCUUCCGCUUGGGCACCACUGUCGACGACAACAUCAGAGAGCGACUGGCCGCCAUGUUGGACUGGCUACACCAGGCUGCUACCACUGUACAGAAUCAACUUAGCACCGCAUACAUCCAAUGUCUUUCUUCGAUUCUCUGGACUUGCUACGAGAAAAAUCUUUACUGUGAUUUGCCUUCCAUGAUAACGCAACCUCUUUUCAGCGCCGUCUACGAAUGGACGUUGAAGCUGAGUCCCCAUAGCUGCUUGAAAAAAGCCAUCGACAGUGUUCUAUGCUCAAUGUGCUAUAUCAAUCCAGCUCUCUUCCCGACUUUGUUACAAAGAAUGAACAUUCUGGUACCGAUUAGUACCUCUAGUCCACAGGCUUCCAUUUCAGAUGAUAGGAAAGACACAGAGCAGUCGGCUAGCAGUAGCAGCAGCAGCAGCAGCAGCCUGACAGAUGACAGCAAGGAGCAGUGGUGGGGAGGUAGAGUGGUGCUACAGGAUCACACCAACAUGGCGCUGUCAGAAGGCCAGCUGUUGACAGUCGCCGUGGCCUGUCAGUCGCCGCCCGCCACCCGCCACCUACUCGACUCCGGUCUUCCCAGUCUCAUUGCGCAUGCGCUACUAGGUUUUUGUUUGAAGAAGAAGAAUUCUGAAACGAAGAAUGAACCAGCCAACCAGUCAAGGAUGACGGAUUCCGAUAAAGCUAGUGGACGCAACCAUGUUAUCAGCGUUGAUGCAAUGGGAGUGAUGCUGAAAUUCCUGGAAGAAGUGUGCAUGGCAGGGCAGAUGAGGGAUUGGCUCGGCUCUCCGGAAGGAUCCAUUUUCUGGGGCCCACUUCUUUCGCUCUUAUGCAAUAAACCUACCAACGAGAAAAGGUGUGACGUGAGCAGCACCCUGCACUCUCUGGAAUCGGCGACUGUCUCUUUCCUGGCUCGCUGCUGCUGGUGUCAUCCCAACAACCAGAAGCUGUUGGCCAAGGUGCUCAGUGACGUCAUAUCCCAGCACAAAACCACUAAUCACAAAACAGGCGGAAUAUCGGGCGUGACGAGACGCAUGAUUCUGCAGCUGCUGCUGGAGAGUGAGAAGGUGUUUGUGAGCGUUGAGGGGUGGAGUGGUCAGAACAAUGGAGUGAUCACGCCCACUCACCCGAGGCACGUGUCACGGCUGGUGCAUCUCAGUGUCCACACCACCAUUGCUGACAUACUCCGCAUGAUUUCCGGCGCUGCUUCGGUGUCGGACGGUGGCAGCGGUAGCGGUGGCGGGAGUGGCGGCAGUGGUGAGGGUGUUUGGGAGGUGCGGGGUGGAGGCGGUGGCCAUGAGUCGUGGCAGGAGGUGGACAUGUCGGUGGCUGCAGGCGUCACAGCCAAGGACAAGCGCCUCAAGGACGCCAAGAACGCCCAACAACGCGCCACGCCCUACGGCAAGAAGGCGCGCACCAAUCAACCCGAUACCCAAGCAUCACAGAACAUGAGACUGUGCCUGCGCCAUCCCGACUUGGAGGAGAAAGUACUUCCCGGCUCGCUCACUCUCAGUCAGCUGCUCUACAUCCUCGAUGAACGGGGAAUAUCACUCAGCAAUCCCUACAUAUUCCUCACACUAGAUAUAGCCAAAAGUUCCUCCACUAGUAGUGAUGCCGAGCAAACCGACCUGACGCAAUCGCCGAGCCUGCCGACGGCACUGCAGGUGUUCACCCAGCAAGGUGGCCUGGCACUGUUGGCCGAACAUCUGCCGCCCGUCUACCCGGAGACACUGGCUCGACUGCCCCCGCCACCGCCGCCACCCGCCUCCACCGCCCCCGACUCGGCCUCCGCACCCGCCGCCUCCGCCUCGGCCGUCGUCGAUCAGGUCGUCUACGACGCCUGGGUCAAGGUCGAGCCCAAUGAUGACAUCUAUGAGGAUUUGGACGAAUACGUAUGCCUGGGCGAAGGCCAGAGCAGUUCGACAGUGGGCAGUGGGGGCGCAGGGGGCAAGAGUGGAGGGGGCCGUGGCGGGGAGUGUGGAGGGGGCACGCCCACUGUGCCCCUGCACUCGCUGGCCGCCUUUGGCCUCUUUCUGCGCCUGCCCGGCUAUGCUGAGGUGCUGCUACGUGACAAGUGCAAGGCACAGUGUCUGUUGAGGCUCACGCUCGGCGUUACCGAUGACGGUGAAGGUGGUGACAUCCUGACGUGUCCAGUGGCCGGGUCGCUGCCAACACUGCCAUUCGAGGUGUUGCGUCUGCUGCUGGAGUCGACGCCGCUGACGACGGAUGACGGCCGUCUGCUGCGACGCACCGCCCUCGACACGGGCGCACUAAGGCUACUGCUCGCCUGCCUCGCCAUAUUCACGCACCAGCCACCCUCAUCUUCCCCCAACACCAACCAGACUGCAGGAACGAAGCAGCAGCCAACCAGUGACAAGGGGAGGGGGACUGGCAAAGCGGGUGCUGAGGAGAAGUCGCACCUGUACUGGCGGUAAGGGUGUUGGGGGGAGCGGUGGCUUGAACCUGGACAUGGAGACGUCAAGCGAGGAGAGCACCGACGUGGAGGGGGAGGGUGAUGGUGAUGAGGAGGAGGAGGGGCAGGAGCGAAACGCCACUCCGCCCCUCCCGCCACAGUUCCAUGACAUUCUGCAGCAGUCCUGUCUGCUACCUGCGCUCUCUUCCUAUCUCAGAAACGAUUCAGUGUUGGACAUGGCGCGCCACAUUCCGCUGUACCGGGCCGUGCUGCAGCUGUUGCGAGCAAUGGCCUUGAAUCCGCAGCUGGUGUCACUGCUGCUGCCGCAGAAGGCCACCAUCGCCGCCAACCAACUGUCCAUCGUCUGUCUGCUCGUCAAGAUGCAGAACUGUGUCGACAUCUACGCCAACCGCCUCAAAAACAACAACAAGGCCAAAGGACAUCGCAAGUCAGUGCGCACCACCACCACCAACAACAACAACAACAACAACAACAGCAGCACCAGCAACAACAACAACACGAGCAAAACUCAGGAAGAAAUGGAUAAUGAUGAAGGUCUGGCUCUGCUCAUCCCGGACAUUCAGCAGACUGCCUGUCUUGUUCAGGUAUUAACGAAUAGGAUUGUAUACGAUACGGAAACAGACGGUGAGAGCACUAGUCAUGCUGAGGUGGAACAGCCUCUACAGCGAACUCUGGAGGAACGAUAUCUGGAGGUUAUGAAAGCUCUACAGUUUGAUACGUACGACAUGAUAGUGGAGAAGAGCGACAGUAGUGGGUUCCAGUUUGUGGUGGGCUACCACUUUGAGUCGAACGUGCGCUCGUGCGGCGAACGCAGCCACCCGGCGCGCAUGAAGCGUCUCGCGCAGGAGACGGUCACCCUCUCCACCUCGCUCCCCCUCUCCUACAGCAGCUCCGUCUUUGUGCGCUGCGACUCGGACCGGCUCGACAUCAUGAAGGUGUUGAUAACUGGUCCGGCGGAGACGCCGUACGCGAACGGGUGCUUUGAGCUGGACGUGUUCUUCCCGCCCGACUACCCGAACUCUCCGAUGCUCAUCAACCUGGAGACGACCGGCCACCACACGAUCCGCUUCAACCCCAACCUCUACAACGACGGCAAGGUCUGUCUCAGUGUACUCAACACCUGGCAGGGUCGGCCCGAGGAGAAGUGGAACGCGCAUACCUCCAGCUUCCUACAGGUGUUGGUGUCAAUCCAAUCGCUGAUCCUGGUGCCGGAGCCCUAUUUCAACGAGCCAGGCUACGAGCGCUCGCGAGGCACCCCGUCGGGCGACCAGAGCUCGCGCGAGUACAACUCCAACAUUUGCCAGGCCACCGUCAAGUGGGCAAUGCUCGAACAACUCAGGAAUCCCUCGCCCUGCUUCAAACAGAUAAUUCAGACACAUUUCUACAUGAAGCAGAAAGAGAUCAGAAAUCAAAUAGAGAAUUGGAUUGUAGACAUGGAGAGUCAGGCGAACGAUCGGCGUACGGGUCGUUCUAUAUCGUUGAACGCCAUUGCUCUCAAGAGACACUACCACCAACUGCUGGAAGAACUAGGGCAGCUGCAACCGCCCCCCGGCAUGGAGGAUCUAGCCGAAGUGGAAGUGCCGAGUGCCGCUUCCACGAUGACGGCUGGCCCCGCCCCCACAACCACCCCUACCACAGCCCCCGCCCCGGCCCCCAACGACCACGAAACCGAUCUGCAAAUGGAGAAGAUGGUGUCACAAGUGUGCGAGUGAACUCAUGUCUAGUCGUUGUACUUGUUGAUGUUGUUGUUAUUGUUGAAAUGUACCUGAAUGAGAUACAAAUUUCGGUGAUGAACAUCGGUUUGAGAACCAGAGGAAGUGAUUUUGUACAAGUGUUUGUUGUUUGAUGCAAAUUUCGGAGAUAAACGAGAACGAGCAAUAUUAAACGAAAAUGAUGAUGAACAUGUUUGUGUAAUGGUUCGAUGCAAAUUUUGGUGAACAUUGAUAGAUGGGCAGCGAUAAUUUUGCGUUAUGUGAGUGAUUAUUGUUCCCUCUCUGACAACGGUGACAGUCUGCAAACGACUCGAUAAAUAAAAAUCGAUGAUGAUUAUGAAUAUCUGCUUCAUUUUUCAAUUUCGAAGCAGUUUUGUUGUUGUUUUGUAAUCGAAUUUAUCCAAACAAAGUCCGUUUGAGAAGAAAAAUGUUGAAUACUGUUACUUUUCUUUAUUAUUUACUACUAUUUUAUAUAACUUUUAUACAGUUACAAUAGAUGAUGAAUAACGUUGUGGCUAUUAAUUGCGUUUAGAAAAUUGUAAUUACUAUGAUUCGAAUUUCGAUUAUGUAUGUGUAGAAAAACCUCGUUGUAAUGUUAACAAUAUAGAAUACUACUUGGAUUAUGGAGUGUAUCCGAUUAAUGCUUUCAUGCUAUUAGGAACGCAUCUGAUUACGAAAGAGUUGAUGUUUAUCAAAAAAUAUCUAGUUAGAAAUCUGUCGGAAUUAAAUAUGUAUAUGUGAUGUUGUUUAUUUUGUACAAUAUGUAUAUUUUGGCAUGACGCCUGUAUAUUGUAUACAUAUUCCUAAGCCGUAAUCAAGUUGAAUAAAGAUAAAUAUCUUUUGUAACGUG
Molecule: messenger RNA, 12112 nt
Organism: Nilaparvata lugens (brown planthopper)
Lineage: Eukaryota; Metazoa; Arthropoda; Insecta; Hemiptera; Delphacidae
Gene: Bruce
Product: baculoviral IAP repeat-containing protein 6
Exons: 54
Coding region: 78-9551 (3157 amino acids)
Biological process (GO): regulation of cytokinesis; apoptotic process
Molecular function (GO): ubiquitin-protein transferase activity
Source: RefSeq, a predicted model, not a curated record